Messenger RNA from Neltuma alba, 1374 nucleotides. Its product is annotated as late embryogenesis abundant protein 19. NCBI's taxonomy places the organism in Eukaryota, Viridiplantae, Streptophyta, Magnoliopsida, Fabales, Fabaceae. The transcript has 3 exons. The coding region runs from base 14 to 1030 and encodes 338 amino acids. The record is from RefSeq and is a predicted model, not a curated record.
GAGGAAGAAAAAGAUGGGAAACGCAAAGGUGUUGCUGGUGAUGUUGGUGAUUGCAGUGAGCGCAGGAACGUGCAGGUGUGGAGUUGAAGAGGUAGCUGACGCAGCCCAACAGAAAGCAGAGGAGGCCCAGCAGGCGGCCCCAGCCGUUGUCGAGGAUGCCAAGGAAACCACCGAGACAUGGGCUAAUUGGGCUUAUGACAAGUUCUCCGAAACUAUCGGCUUGAAGAAGGAGGAAGGAGAUCAACAAGUGGCUCAAACCCAGAAAAUUUCUACCGAUGAUACUACAAACAAGAUCCAAGACGCAGCGACCGAAGCCUACAACAAAGCUGGUGAGCAGAUGCAGACGGCGAAGGCGAAAGCUUCAGAAAUGGCGCAAAAUGCCAAGGAACAAGCAACCAAUGUGAUGGACAAGGCAUCCGAAACGGCUUCUGACGCAAAAGAAGGCGUCAAAGGCAAAGUAUCACGGGCUACAGAAAACGUGGGUGAGGCAGCCAAGAUGGCCAAGGACACCGUCAUUGAAAAGGCCCAAUCUGCGGAUGUAAAAGGCAAAGUAUCACAGGCUACAGAAAACGCCGGUGAAGCAGCCAAGGCGGUCAAGGACACCGUCAUUGAAAAGGCCGGAUCUGCGGACGUGAAAGGCAAAGUAUCACGGGCUACAGAAAACGCCGGUGAGGCAGCCAAGGUGGUCAAGGACACCGUCAUUGACAAGUCUGCAGACGUGAAAGGCAAAGUAUCACAGGCUACAGAAAACGCCGGCGAGGCGGGCAAGGUGGCCAAGGACACCGUCAUUGAAAAGGCCCAAUCUGCAGACAUGAAGGGCAAGGUAUCACGAGCGACAGAAAACGUGGGUGAGUCAGCCAAGGUGGCCAAGGACACCGUCAUUGAAAAGGCAGAUUCUAUGGACAUGAGAGGCAAAGUAUCACAAGCCACAGAGACCGUGGGUGGGACUGCCAAGAUCGCCAAGGACACCGUCACUGAAAAAGCCGAGUCUUUCAAACAAACGAUGUCGCAGCCCGCGGCCAAUCUCUGAGCUGGGUAAAGAGUUAUGAAUUGAAGGUGCAUGUGACAAUCUUGAUGCUUAGUGCUUGCUAUAGUAUUUAGUUUUUUUGUCGGUGGUGCGUCUAGUGUUGUUUGAUUGAGAUAUAGAUGCAACACAGCAUGUCAUGUUACGUUAGAAGGCCUUUUCAUUUCGCUUCCUGUGCCCUAUGGUGCUGGGAGCUCACGGUCUUUGUACGUUAUGGUUUGUGUAUUGUCAAGUUCUACAUAUAUAUCCUUAUUCGGCCAUGUUCAAAGUGGCCAGUAAUUUUCCUUUUAAUAUUUAAUGUACUGAGAAAGGCAUUAUGAUUUGAAAGCGGGAUUGUUUAAUAGGUUUAA